Budorcas taxicolor (takin) is the source of this 4506-nucleotide messenger RNA. RefSeq names its product protein Shroom2-like. Lineage: Eukaryota; Metazoa; Chordata; Mammalia; Artiodactyla; Bovidae. The coding region runs from base 1 to 4506 and encodes 1501 amino acids. Gene Ontology annotation, biological process: actin filament organization. The record is from RefSeq and is a predicted model, not a curated record. Gene Ontology annotation, molecular function: actin filament binding. Gene Ontology annotation, cellular component: cortical actin cytoskeleton; adherens junction; apical plasma membrane. The transcript is spliced from 10 exons.
AUGGAGGGCGCUGAGCCCCACGCGCGGCCGGAGCGACUGGCGGAGGCCGAGGCGCGGGCGGCCAAUGGCGGGCGCCUGGUGGAGGUGCAGCUGAGCGGCGGCGCCCCUUGGGGCUUCACCCUGAAGGGCGGCCGCGAGCACGGCGAGCCGCUGGUCAUCACCAAGGUUGAAGAAGGCAGCAAAGCUGCGGCCAUGGACAAACUGCUGGCUGGAGACGAGAUCGUGGGCAUCAAUGACGUCGGUCUGUCUGGGUUUAGACAGGAGGCCAUCUGCCUGGUGAAGGGGUCGCAUAAGACCCUGAAGCUGGUGGUGAAAAGGUGGAAUCAGCUGAGCUGGAGGCCACACUCCUGGCAUGACACCAAGUUCUCUGACAGCCAGUCUGAGCCAGCCGCACCUCUGUUUCCCUGCCCCUCUUGGCCGAGCCAGUACCACACCAGCUCCUCCUCCCAGGACCUGUCGGGCGGUGCCUGGGAGCCAGCAAACCUGCAACGCACCUCGGACCUCUUCAGCUCGCUGGGGAGCAUCGACAGCCUGGACCCAUCCUCCCAGCCUGAUCCGUCGGGGCGCCUCUCCGCAGCCAAGUCCAGCAGAAUAAUCGACUGCCUGGGCGGCGCCAGGAAGCGGGACUCGGCAUACGGCUCAUUCUCCACGUGCUCCAGCACCCCGGACCACACCCUGCCCAAGGUGGACGCGUCCUUAGCCGAGAAUAUCUUCUACAAAGUGGCCCUGUGGGAGGCCUCCGUUGCAGCGGACAGCCGGCCAGGCCUGACGGCUGGCGAGCCUCAUGGCGCCGAGGAGCCCCUGGAGUGUUUUCCGCCCCGGGUCCCCGAGGAUGGCCCCGAGCCUAAGCUAGCUGCUUGCGGGUGGUCCAUUUCCGGGCCCAUCUGGUAUGCUCCUGAUAAGAGACUAGCCCCUCCGUCCCCUACCCUGCCACCUUUCCGGCUCCGGCGCGACAGCUUCCCUGCCACCACGAGCCACGAGCAUACCCAGGGCCCCACGUUCUCAGCAGACGCGACCCCAGAGCAGCCCUUGCUGGGGCUGAGCCGCAUGCAGCCCCACGGUGGCGACUGGAAGAGACCUGAACCCGCUGAUCAGCCGUUGAGGCCGGCGCACGGGGGCGAUGGCCAGAGAGCCGCGAGCUCGGGGUGCACACCAGGGGCGCAUGUGGACUGUGGGUGGCCAGCCUGCGACAGCGGGGCCCAGGCCUUCCCGGGGGCCCCCAGCUGGCUGCAGGUUUCUCUCUCCAGCACCGGCGUGCGCCCCCCGGAGCCCUCGCCCACGUGCCAACAACUUCCCUGUUCGAGCGACCAGGGCUCCUUCUUCCUCGAGGGCCCCUGGGCCGCCACGUGGCUCGGGGAGCCCCUCCCUGCUGACCACCUUGCCGAAGACAGCCCUGCUGCCGUUGUCGUUGGAGGGCUGCGCGCUGCAGACCAGAGGGGCGACUGCCGGGGCGACAGAGGGGGCCGCUACUACUGUGUGAUGUCCAGACCCCGUCCCCAGUGGGGCACCCCAGCCCCCCAGGCCCGCUCCUACCCGUCCCGGCUGGAGGGCGCCCCGGGCACAUGGCAGAGAGGCAGGACGGAGCCGGUGGACAGGGCACCCGAGGGCCCACCGGGGGCCGGCCUCCUGGACAAAGGCGGCAGGAAGAGGGUGGCGGGCAUCUUGGACGACGGGGGCGGCGAGAUCUGCCCCCUGCAGACGCCCAUGCUGCACUCACCGAGCUGGGAAAGGGCGUACCCGCCCGAGACCGGCCCCGAGGACACGGCUCCAGCGCCGGCGCCGCCUGAGGCCCUGGCGGGCAAGCCCCUCCAGAGGAGCGACCGCUUCGCCACCACCGUAAGGAAGGAAAUCCAGCAGCGGCGAGCCAGGCUGCAGAAGAGCCGGAGCACGGCCACUUUGGCCAGCUCCGCGGAGGAGGAGGGGGAGGCGGAAGACGACGAGACUGAGGCGCGUGGUUCCCGGGCACAGCCAGUGGGUGCCCCAGAGACCACCUUACCUGGCGGCACCUAUAAGGACCACCUGAAGGAGGCGCAGGCCCGCGUCCUGAGGGCCACGUCGUUCCGCCGCCGCGACCUGGAGCCCAGCCUGGCGGACCCGGAGCCGGCCCCCCGCAUCUGGGAGGGGGCCCCAGGUGCUGGGCCGCCCUUGUGCGCUGCCGGCAGCGGCAGCUGCAGCGCGCGCAUCGGGAGCCGGAGGCGCUUCACUGCCGAGCAGAAGCUGAAGUCCUACUCGGAGCCCGAGAAGAUGAACGCGGUGGGGCUGACGGGGGACCAGCGACCCGCACCCCACGACGAGACGGUGCGCACCUUUGCCGACAGGUGGAAGUUCUUUGAGGAAACCAGCAAGCCCGUGGGCCCCCAGCCCGGGCUGAGGCCGGCGCCCUGUGGCUUCCCCAGGGAGAAGCCGGAGAUGCUGUGGACAGCGGGCCCUGGAAAAGACGGAAAGGAGGGGAGACCCAUCCGGCCAGAGCGGCUCGGCACCUUUGCAGAGUAUCAAGCCUCCUGGAGGGAACAGAGGAAAGUCCCGGAAGCCAGGAGUGGCGGGAGGUACCACUCCGCUGACAACAUCCUCGACGUGGGUGUGGACCAGGAGGAGAGGCCGCAGUACGUCCACGAAAGGUCCCGGUCAUCACCUUCCACGGACCUCUACAAGCAGGAUGCCUCCGUGGAACCUCGAUGGCAAGCAGGGGACCCAGAGGAGCACACGGAGCUUUCUUCGGUGGCACUGGCCGAGGACAGAGGCCCCACCCCAAGACAAGCAGAUGGUCAGCGUGCGGAGGACCGCCCAGGAGCAACACGGGACCCCCGGCAAACCUCUGAACCCCCUGGCGCCCGGGAAGGGCCCGAGGUGUCCCUGGAGGCCCGCAGCCGGCCGGGUACCUUCCCUCGUGAUUACCGGCACCCGGAGCCGCACACGCCUCUGGAGCCGACCACGCAGGAUCAGGAGCCCCGGACCCUGAGCGCCGCCCCGCUGGCCCGGAGACCCGCCCUACAGAGGCCACCGCCGCCCAAGCGUGAGCUCCGGCCACCGCCGGGGGGCGCGCCCGGCCAGCCCCGCACCUCGGUGGCCUCCUCGGAGGCGGUGGACACGCAGAGUGCGCGGCGCGUGGAGGAGCCCACGGCCCCGCCCCACCGGGAGGCGCCGCUCCCCGCCCCAUUCCGGUCCCUGCAGACCUCCACCAUGGACACUUCGCGCUCGCCGUCGCCGCAGUUCGCACCGCAGAAGCUGACGGACAAGCCCCCGCUGCUCAUCCAGGACGAGAACACCGCCAGAAUCGAGCGGGUGAUGGACAACAACACCAUAGUGAAGAUGGUGCCCAUCAAGAUAGUGCAUUCAGAGAGCCAGCCGGAGAAGGAGAGCUGCCAGGCAAUGGCCCGCAUUCCCAAGCCACCUCCACUGCCCCGGGGCCUCGAGUGGGACCAGAUCAAGACGCUCAGCACGUCUGAGCAGUCCUACUCACGCUUCUGCCCCUACAGCUGCCAGAGUGCCGAGCCCCAGCCCCUUGCUGGCGCCCCGGGGCCCCCUGCCAAGGAAGGCCGGGCCUCCCCUCCCGCACUUAGCUACGUGAAGGCCAAAGACAGGACCGCCGCCGACCUCAAGUCAGAGGAGCUGGCCCGCGAGAUUGCAGGCAGGGAUAAGUCACUGGUGGACAUCCUGGACCCCGGCGUGAGGGUGAGAGCCACCACGGACCUCAUGGAGGGCAUCUUCCCCAGAGAUGAGCACCUCCUCGAAGGCACGCAGCAACGGAGGAAGCUGCUGCCCAAGGCGCCCUCGCCCAGGACGGCGGAGGAGAGGAGGGAGGAGACCAGCUUGCUGGCAGCCACACCCUUGGCCACCAACUCCGCCUACUACAGCACGUCGGCCCCCAAGGCGGAGCUGCUAAUAAAGAUGAAGGACCUGCAGGAGCAGCAGGAGCCAGAGGAGGACUCGGGCAGUGACUUGGACCACGACCUGUCAGUCAAAAGGCAGGAGCUCAUUGAGAGCCUUGGCCGCAAGCUGCAGGUGCUGCGGGAGGCGCGGAAGAGCCUGCUGGAGGACGUGCAGGCCAACAGCACACUGGGUGACGAAGUGGAGGCCCUGGUCAAGGCCGUGUGCAAGCCCAACGAGUUUGACAAGUUCCGCAUGUUCAUCGGGGACCUCGACAAGGUGGUGAACCUUCUGCUGUCGCUGUCCGGCCGCCUGGCCCGUGUGGAGAACGCCCUCAACAACCUGGACGACAGCACGCCUCCGGGCGAUCGGCAAUCUCUGCUCAAGAAGCAGCGCGUCCUGAUCCAGCAGCACGAGGACGCCAGGGAGCUGAAGGAGAACCUGGACCGCCGGGAGGGCAUCGUCUUCAACAUCCUGGCCAGCUACCUGGGCCCCGAGAGCCUAGCAGACUACGAGCACUUCGUCAGGAUGAAGUCGGCACUCAUCGUCGAACAGCGCGAGCUGGAAGACAAAAUACACCUGGGUGAGGAGCAGCUGAAGUGCCUGUUGGACAGCUUGCAGCCCGAGAGAGGCAAAUGA